AUGCCGUUAAGGAUGUCAGCCUCUGUUGCCGCUGCAUUCUGUUGCAUCUUCGUCCUUCUGGGCCGUCAGGGGAGCAAUCCUUUGGCCUCCAUGCCUGGUGGUUCCACUCGUCGUCUGUCGGACACAAUAAAUAUUGGAUUCCUCGCGGAAUACUCUCAAAUGCGGGUGAGUGACGCUAGGGGACUUCCACUGGCCAUUGAGGAUGUGAACAAAAAUCCAAACCUGUUGCCGGGCAGGAAGCUGGCCUUUAAGCCCGUUGACAUUGGCCACAAGACGAGUGCCUAUCGUGUCAAGCCGUUGAGGGCAAUGACACAGAUGCGGGAGGCUGGAGUGGCCGCCUUCAUCGGUCCGGAUGAGAGCUGCACUACGGAGGCGCUGCUGGCCUCCGCCUGGAACACCCCGAUGCUGUCCUUUAAAUGCUCCGAUUCAAUAGUCUCCAACAAAAGCACUUUUCACACCUUUGCCAGAACUCUGGCUCCAGCUUCGAAGGUCUCAAAGAGUGUAAUCAGUUUGCUAAACGCUUUUCAUUGGAAGAAAUUCGCCAUAGUUGUGAGCUCGAAGCCUGUUUGGGGAUCGGAUGUUGCCCGAGCCAUUCAGGAACUGGCAGAAGCCAAAUUUACCAUCAGUCACUUCAAGUACAUUUCAGACUAUAUACCGACGACGAAAACACUUUCGCAGAUUGAUAAAAUUAUAGAGGAGACUUAUUCAACCACGCGCAUCUAUGUGUUCAUUGGUGAGCAUAUUGCCAUGGUGGACUUUGUGAGAGGUCUUCAGAAUCGGAAGCUUCUAGAGAGCGGAGAUUACGUUGUGGUUUCGGUGGAUGACGAGAUCUAUGACUCCAAUCGAAGGGUUAACAUUAUGGAACGUAAUUAUUUAGAUCCUUAUAUUAGAAAAGAAAAGAGCAAAUCACUGGACAAAAUCUCAUUUCGUUCAGUUAUAAAAAUAAGCAUGACAUAUCCACAAAAUCCCCAUAUUCGCGAUAUUUGUUCGAAAAUCAAGGACUAUGCCCGAAAGACUCCAUUUCUGGUGCCAUAUCAUCAGCGGGUCUUUGACAACAUAUCGGUUCCCAUAUAUGUACAUCUCUAUGAGGUAAUGAUCUAUGUUCGAGCCAUAACAGAAGUCUUGCAACUUGGUGGCGAUAUAUACGAUGGAAAUCUGGUAAUGAGUCACAUCUUUAAUAGAUCCUAUCAUUCCAUACAAGGAUUUGAUGUCUACAUAGAUUCAAACGGUGAUGCCGAGGGAAAUUUCACCGUCAUCACGCUACAAAACGAUGUGGGCAGUGGCUCCUCAAGUGGAUCUCUGGCCAAGAUGUCAAUGCAACCUGUGGUUUUUGCCUACGACAAGCACUCUCUUAUUCCAGAAUUCCGCUAUAUAAGAAAUGACAGACCCAUCCAAUGGCUAAAUGGUCGUCCUCCUUUGGCAGAACCCAUUUGUGGUUUUCACGGCGAAAUUUGUCCCCGAAAGAAACUGGAUUGGCGCUAUCUGGUUACCGGACCCUUAUGUGCCCUUGUCGUUGUCGUGGCUCUUGCUCUGCUCAUCAAGCAUUAUCGAUAUGAACAAACAUUGGCAGGAUGCUGGGAAGUGGAUAUGAAGGAGGUGACUGUUAUUAAUCUCGGAGAGUACAAUAACCCCAGUAAUAAGAAUAUUUUCCAAAUCUGUCGUCAAAGCAUUCUUGUGGUGGGUGAACCCAACAAGCGAUCUUUUACAAAUAUAGCUCUCUUUCGUGGCAACAUUGUGGCCAUGAAAAAGAUUCACAAGAAAAGUGUAGACAUAACCAGAUCCAUUCGUAAGGAACUGAAAUUAAUGAGAGAGGUACGCCAUGAGAAUAUCAUCAACUUCAUUGGUGCCUCCACCGAUCAUGGAUCUGUGAUCAUAUUCACCACUUACUGUGCUCGCGGUAGCUUGGAGGAUGUGCUGGCCAACGAGGAUCUACAUUUGGAUCAUAUGUUCAUCUCCUCACUAGUCUCGGAUAUCCUAAAGGGCAUGAUUUACCUCCAUGACUCGGAGAUAAUAUCCCAUGGCAAUCUUCGAUCCAGUAACUGUCUCAUUGAUUCCCGUUGGGUUUGCCAAAUCUCUGACUUUGGCUUGCACGAACUUACGGGCCAAGAGGAACCCAACAAGAAUGAACUGGAAGUGAAACGUGCCCUCUGCAUGGCGCCGGAGCUUUUGAGGGAUGCCUACCGGCCAGGACGUGGCUCCCAGAAGGGGGACGUAUAUUCCUUUGGCAUACUCCUCUACGAGAUGAUUGGACACAAGGGGCCAUGGGGGGAAACGGCCUACACGAAUGAAGAAAUAAUCCAGUUUGUCAAGUGUCCGGAACUACUGCAGCACGGCGUCUUUCGACCGGCCCUGACGCACACCCACUUGGACAUACCGGACUAUGUCCGUAAAUGCUUGUGCCAGUGCUGGGAUGAGGAUCCGAGCAGGCCAGACAUUAGACUGGUUCGAAUGCAUCUAAAGGAGCUGCAGGCUGGCUUGAAGCCCAAUAUAUUUGACAAUAUGCUUUCCAUUAUGGAGAAAUAUGCUUACAAUUUGGAGGGCCUUGUCCAGGAACGAACUAAUUUACUGUAUGAAGAGAAGAAAAAAACCGAUAUGCUUCUAUACCAAAUGCUGCCCAGACCUGUAGCUGAGCUCCUUAAGCGUGGGGAUCCUGUAGAGGCCGAGUGCUUCGACUGUGUAACGAUAUUAUUCAGUGACAUUGUGGGUUUCACCGAACUCUGCACCACCAGCACCCCUUUCCAGGUGGUGGAGAUGCUCAACGAAUGGUACACGUGCUGCGAUGCCAUCAUAUCCAACUACGAUGUCUAUAAGGUUGAGACAAUUGGCGAUGCUUAUAUGGUUGUAUCCGGAUUACCCCUGCCGAAUGGCAAUCGGCAUGCAGGAGAGAUUGCCUCUCUGGCACUUCACCUCCUGGAGAAGGUGGGGAAUCUCAAGAUAAGGCACAAGCCCACCGAAACCGUUCAGCUAAGAAUUGGAGUUCAUUCCGGACCAUGUGCAGCAGGCGUUGUGGGUCAAAAGAUAUGCCUGUUCGGGGACACUGUGAACACAGCUUCCCGAAUGGAGAGCACCGGCGAUUCCAUGAAGAUUCACAUCUCGGAGGCUACCUUCCAGCUUCUGCAGUCCAUUGGCGGCUACGUCUGCAUCGAACGCGGCAUUACUAGCAUCAAGGGCAAAGGUGACAUGCGAACUUAUUGGCUGACCAAUCGCCAGCAAACCGAGCUUGCACCCGAUCUCAUCAGCACCGUGGACACACUGGACAGCUACUGCUCGAUGGAAAGAGCUAGUCUGGAGCACUCACUGCAUCAAUACUGCAGUCCGGCUCCGAAGAACUAUAGAUUGGGAUCCUGUAAUUGUGCCACCAAAUGUCUAUAUAGCCGCCGAUCCGAUGACAAUGUGACCAGUACCCACGACACUCCAGAGUUCCCCAAGGUCCAGGUUUCUGAACCAGCCCAGGUCAAUUGUAACCAUUUGUGUGUCUGCCGGCUGAAUAGCAGCCAAGUGUUCAAUAAUCGAAGUCCACGCUCCGCUCCGAGCAUUACGUUUAGACUGUAAGGAUUCUAUU
Molecule: messenger RNA, 3562 nt
Organism: Drosophila serrata
Lineage: Eukaryota; Metazoa; Arthropoda; Insecta; Diptera; Drosophilidae
Gene: Gyc32E
Product: Guanylyl cyclase at 32E
Biological process (GO): receptor guanylyl cyclase signaling pathway; protein phosphorylation; cGMP biosynthetic process
Cellular component (GO): plasma membrane
Molecular function (GO): guanylate cyclase activity; adenylate cyclase activity; ATP binding
Source: RefSeq, a predicted model, not a curated record